GGGGCUCGGUGGAGCUGGUCACCGGGGUGUUGGUGGCAGUGCUGAGGGGCCCCUCACUGCCCCAUCAUGGUAUCUGCUCUCACCAUCCUCUUCCUCAGCUGCUGGCAGGCCCUGUGGAGCGAGGUGUCUGGAAAGCUCCCUGCGCCCAGACCCUCCAUCUCUGUCAGCCCCAGCGGGGUGAUCGUCCUGGGGGCAGCUGUCACCAUCCGCUGUCAGUGUCAGUGUGAGGCCAGGAAGUUAUUUCUUUAUAAAGAUGGAAUCCAAAUCAAGGAGCUGGAUGCUGGGGCCAGGGAUGAAUUCACCAUCCCCAGUGCCAGACGUGGAGACGGAGGGUUCUACAGCUGCAGAUCUCACUCCAGCUCAGAGCUGCCCAUGGAUCCCUGUGAUUAUGUGCGGAUAGUUGUAGCAGAGCUCAGCUACCCUAAACCCUCCAUCUCCCUGAGCCCCCACGGGGAAGUCGUCCUGGGGGGAACUGUGAUCAUUCGGUGUGAGUGUCGAUGCCAGAACGUGACGGUCCUCAUGUAUAAACUUGGAAACCCGGACGUACGGCGCUGGGCAGAGACUGCUGGGGGAGUGGCUGAGUUUACCAUCGACAACGUGAGCUGGAGAGACACAGGGAGCUACAGCUGCCAAUAUGGCACCGAAUCGGACCCGCCCGUCUGGUCGCAUCCCAGCGACCCCGUGGAGCUGAUGGUAGCAGGGGGACCUGACCCAACUCAGCCAGGGACGGCGCCGGCUCCCACCUGCCCAGUCAGCGUGAGGCCAGAUUAUACUCAGGGCAACAUCGUCCGUCUGGCCCUGGCGAGCGGAGUCCUGCUGGCUCUGGCACUGAUCGUGGCUGAGCUGCCCCAGGAUGGAGAUGGGGCAGAUGCUAGCUCAUCCCCGGACCCCUCAACACUGCAGCCCGCUCGACGCGUCUAAAGGACUUUCUCCCUGCGAGGUUGGAGCCGGGUGGCCUGGCUCUUGUUUAAGGACCUUUGUUUUCCCCUCUGCGAGCUGGAAGUCGUCCUGUUGCCAUGCCCUGCAGUCCCCAGCCCUCAGCGCGGAUAGCUGAUUAGCAGUGUCCCAAAGGCUCUGGAGAUCCUUUCCCCUUCCCUGGUUGUGCUGUUUUCCUCCCUGCUGUGUGUUUCCUCCUCUCCAAGCUCACGCUCCUGGCUUUCCAUCGGAUGCUGCAGUCGGGUGCAUGGCACCAUCCCACCUGCCCUGCCUAAGGGGAACAGACCCAAUGUGAGGUCGGCCCAGCCCAGAUUGUCACCAUCUAGAGCCUGAGCAGCUGGGGUCGGGGUCGCCAUGCAGCCACUUGUCAUUAACCCACGUCCAGCGCCCGACACGAUCCCCAGAAGCCCGAUUUCACCCCCGUUUCGGUCCUGUCUCUCCCCCACUUCCCGUCUCUCCAUUCGCUAACGUAAGGGGAGUGUUGGCCCCUCACUGACAUUUAGUGCAUUUCUGGGCCCUCUGGCAGUACCAGAGAAAGGUACUAGGCUAAGAUUUCCCAAGCACAUCAACCAAAACACACUGUUUUAGGUCAAAUAUAAAACUAAUUUAUUAACUCCCAAAGGAGAGAUUUUAAGGGAUUAUAAAUUGUGAGCACAGAGAUCGGUGUUGGAUACUUAAGAAAUAAAAAUAUAUCUGCAGUC
Gopherus evgoodei (Goodes thornscrub tortoise) is the source of this 1637-nucleotide messenger RNA. Its product is annotated as leukocyte immunoglobulin-like receptor subfamily A member 6. The record is from RefSeq and is a predicted model, not a curated record. The transcript is spliced from 7 exons. NCBI's taxonomy places the organism in Eukaryota, Metazoa, Chordata, Testudines, Testudinidae. The coding region runs from base 67 to 921 and encodes 284 amino acids.